Molecule: messenger RNA, 1103 nt
Organism: Cyprinodon tularosa
Lineage: Eukaryota; Metazoa; Chordata; Actinopteri; Cyprinodontiformes; Cyprinodontidae
Gene: mrps35
Product: mitochondrial ribosomal protein S35
Exons: 8
Coding region: 38-1033 (331 amino acids)
Biological process (GO): mitochondrial translation
Cellular component (GO): mitochondrial small ribosomal subunit
Molecular function (GO): structural constituent of ribosome
Source: RefSeq, a predicted model, not a curated record
CACUUCUCGGAUUCCGUAGAUUGUGAGAGGAGAAAACAUGGCGCUACUCGGUGGGAGGAUGUUUCUGUCUCUAGGUCGAAGUAACAUUUCUAAUUUGGGGUUAAAGCAAACAACAAACAGAGUCACAUAUGCCACGGCUUUGUCCGUAAAUUCUUCCGCUGGGAAUAAAGAACGAGGUGGUCGAGGAUCUGUUGGCAGAAGACCAAGGAGAGAUCCAGGGGAGCCCAGGACUGGGAAGAUGCCCGUUGAUCAGGACUGGACCUCGGUUUAUCCUUCAGCAACCCCCUUCAGGUCAAAUGCUGUCCCUCUUCCUGUGAGGAUGGGUUACCCCGUGAAGGGAGGCGUUUCACCGGAGAAGAAGGGCAACCUGGAGUUAGUAAAGAUACCACACUUUCUGCAUUUGACGCCGGCAGCCAUAAAGAAACACUGUGAAGCUCUGAAGCCGUUCUGCACAGAGUGGCCCUCCGCCUUGGACACUGAUGCCAAAUGUGACAAGCAUUUUCCCAUUAAAAUCCAGAGCUCAGACUACGUGUCUGCCGGCCCCUCCGUCAGGAACCCCUCAGCUCGUAUUGUUCAUCUCAAAGUUAAGUUGUCCAGUUUGAACCUUGAUGACCACGCACGCAAGAAAAUGCUGAAGCUUGUUGGGGAGAGAUACUGCAAAGACUCAGACAUCCUCAGCAUCAAAACAGACUGCUGCCCUCUGAGACAGCAGAACUACGAAUAUGCCAUGUACCUGCUAACUGUUCUGUAUCAUGAAUCCUGGAAAAUUGAGGCCUGGGAGGCGGAGAAGACUGCUGCAGACAUGGAGGAGUACAGCUGGGAGGACAGCCCGUCCCAAAAGAACAUCCUGGACACGCUGCUGCGCAUGAAAGUGGCUGGAGAGGGAGAGGAGGCUGAAGUUAGAGAGCAGCUAUUGGCUAGAGGGGAGGUGCAGGAGUAUAAGGACUCAGUUGUGAGGCUAAAGAACGAAGGAGCAAACGAGAACAGCAUGUUGCAGUACAAGGAGGCGGUCAAGAAGGUACUCAACGUGUGAAACCAUCACAGAGGAAAAUAAACUGAUUGAUCGGAAGAUGGUGACCAAGAACAAGAAAACAACAUCUUAA